Pygocentrus nattereri (red-bellied piranha) is the source of this 3942-nucleotide messenger RNA. RefSeq names its product ankyrin repeat domain-containing protein 53 (gene ankrd53). Bases 616 to 1611 code for a protein of 331 amino acids. Gene Ontology annotation, molecular function: protein binding. Gene Ontology annotation, biological process: positive regulation of microtubule polymerization; regulation of mitotic spindle organization; mitotic metaphase chromosome alignment. Gene Ontology annotation, cellular component: spindle pole. Lineage: Eukaryota; Metazoa; Chordata; Actinopteri; Characiformes; Serrasalmidae. The transcript has 6 exons. The record is from RefSeq and is a predicted model, not a curated record.
GAGAAAAGCUGGGCAGUAAAUACAUUUAUUCAUUACUUUACAUGUACUUAUGUCAGAUUUUGAACUCUCCUGAGCGUUAGAGUAUGAGUUUGGAGAGUAAUGCGCCCCCCCCAACAUUUUAUUCAUUAAUUUUUUCGUGUUCAUAUUGGUGCACCUGUACUGCUGGUGAUUGGGCACACCUCUGAUAUUUGAGCUUUAGUAUUUAUUAGACCAAGAGUAUCGAAAAGUAGGCGCAGGCUAACUUCAGUUCCCGUGCUGUUAGAAGAGAAGUCGUUAUUUUCCCCUUUUAACGUACGUUUGCUUCUAUUUGAGCCAUUUUAGCGAAGUAAUAGUUCACUUGAUUAUGGGUUUGGACUCUAUAGAGUGUAAAUAUCUACGUCUGUAGAUGAAUAGUUGUAUUGGGUAAUGUUUAUUUUAUUCAGUCAGUAAUAAUACAUUUUAGAAAAGUAUUAAAAACAGGCGAACUUGUGGACUCGUUGCUCUGGAGGGAGAGUCGCUAUGGCAACAGUGAAGUCCGUCAACAAACAUGGCAGGCGUGAGUCUGGUUCCUCAGAAGGUGCGCUGGCUGCAGAGGGCAGAUGAUAUAUUUCAGGCUGCGGUGUGUGGAGAUCAGGAAUGGCUCCGGUUCAGCCUAAAGAGAGCACAGUCACCCUCACAGCCAAACAAACAGGGUCUCACUGUGCUCCAUGUGUCUGCUCAGCAUGGUCGGCUGGACUGCAUGAAGCUGCUUGUGGAUUCUCAUUGUGUGGAUGUGAAUGCCAGUUGUCCGCGUGGGCGAAGACCCCUGCACAUGCUGAAGGCCUGAGAGAGUGUGUGGAAUCGCUGGUUGAGGUUGGAGCAGACACACACGCAUGUGACAGCAGAGGACACACACCCCUGGACCUUGCUCGCAUCUGGGGUCAUAGGGUUGUUGCCAGGUUUCUGAAGAAUGCCAUGUGGCAGAGGGAUAAAAAGGAAGACAUGGAGAGACAAAAAGCACUGCAGAAUCUCAGACAGGAUCUCAUCAGGAUGUACCGGAGUGUAGAGGCCAAGGAGAAGGUGGCCAGAGAGGCUAUAAAUGAGCAGAAAGUGUCUGAGUGGGCUGAGAAGAAAGGGCUUCCUUUACUUCCUUUUACGACUCCUGUGAGGGGCACAUGGACAUUAAGCCAUGGCUCCUGCUUAUCUAGUGAGCCUCUGAAAACAAAAAGCAAAAAGAAACACAACUCAAGUGCACAAAGAGAAGCAUGGAACAUCUCUCCUAAUCCAUCCAAACCUCCUCCAGCUAGCACCAGUCGGCCACAGGAGGUGCGAAUGGGAAUCCAUCCAGAGGAAGCACCACCAGAGCCAGAUCUGCAUCAAAGGAUGACGCUGAGGUGUAAUGAGGAUGGCCACAUCCACUACACUACCUCAUGGGACAAGGUUCCACAGCCAGUUCCUGCCUUGCCACUGGACGUCAUUAAGAAGGGCCUGUUUCCGUCCGCUUUCCUCUCCCGAAUCACUUCUCCACUGCAAUUCCAUGCAAGCAGUGUGCUGGACCUGCCACAUCAAGGUUGCACCACACGACCAGGAGCUUCACCAUGGACUGAAGUGGCAAUGCACCUGGCAGAAGAGCUGGAGCAGGGCCAUUACUAAAUGGUAAAUGACUAGUUACCAAGCCUGGAGUCCCCUGCACAGCAUAUUUUAGUGUUUUCUCUCAUCCAGCACACACUUCAAGAUUUUGUUCAUUAAUCAAUCAAUGUCCUGUUUCCACAAGUUCUUUCCUAGCUUUACCAAAUGCAAAAAUCUCAUUGAACUUCAUUAUGAUAAUAAAUAUACUAAACUACACAAAGUGGUUUAAUCACUGGAGUUUGCAGUAGCCAUAAGGCAGCAUGAGAAAACUAAAUGCCUAAAUGUAGCACUUUUGCUAAAAACUUGUAGUGCACUUGAAUUUCUCAUCUUCUUUACUUUGCGUUUUUGCAAGUGCUUUUGGAAGCUUGUCCAGUCUAACAGUAUCUACAAAAGAAUGCAUAUGUGGGUAGAGCAUGGAUAGGUUAGUUAAUUAGCUGGAUCAGCUGUUCUAGAGCAGUGAAAACAAAGAUAAGGCAAAUAAUAUGGCAAGGGAUACUCCAUCACCAGGAUAGGUAACCAGUUCUGGUUAAGUCUGAGGACGCAACUCUAUAAUCAUAUUCAGCCAUUUAGAUACACUACAUGUCCAGAAGUAUCCAGACACCCCUUCUUAAUAGUGAAGUCAGCUUCUUUAAGGGGCACCCAUUGCUGACACAGGUGUUCGCUUGCACAUAUACAGCUGUACAUAUUCUCUGUAGAAAAGCAAUGCCAAUAGAAUGAGAGCCUGGAGCAGCUGCCCAUGAGUCUAAGGUCACCAUGUCCAAAGCCAAUCAUUGGCUAAAGGGGUAUAAAGCCCUCUAGCCUUGGACUGUGAAGAAGUAGAACUGCAUUCACUGGCGUGAUGAACCAUCCAAUACAUUUGCCAUGAGUAGGAGUAACUGUUAUGAUCCAGAACUAAUGUUCCAGCAUCAGUGUCUGACCUCACUAAUGCUGUUGUAGCUGAAUGCAAUCAUUACCAGCAUCUACUUUAAAGUCUUCCCAGAAAAGUAGAGGUUGUUACUGCAGCAAAGCAGGGACAAACAUCCUAUUAAUAUACUUGAUUUCGGAUGAAACACUGAGUAAACAAUGUCUACAUAGUUGUUACCAAAAUAACUCCAAGGCUUACAAUAGAACAGUAUGUGAUUUGCAUGUUUAUAGAUAUUAAAAAGGACUUUAUUGCCUUAUUUUUUAUUAAAUGUCCCUUUUCUGACUAGCUUCUGACUGAGCUUAUAUGCUGACAAAGAUACACAUUUACUCCUGAGAAGCUUUAGGUCUCUGGCUAAACCACGUUUUGUAUAUAGAAAACCACAGAAGCGGUUUCCUUGGACCAGAAAAACCCUGUCUAUUUGACAUUUGUAAAAAGCUUGAAACUGCAUAAAAUUUUAAACCAUGCUAAAAGUGUUGAUGAAUGCUGCCUAAUGAGUACAAACAGAACAACACUGCUGACCAGGCCACCUCUACAGAUCAGUGAAGUAUGAAGAAAAGUUAAAAAAAAAAAAGAAAAAAAAAAAAGCAGACUUUCCCCCUUGAGGAGACUACGUUUGAGUUACAGCUGUGACGUGUGGUUGGCUGUCAGGGACACGACUACAGUGACCUAGGUCACUGCACACGUAACAGUCCCACUGUUGUUGUCAGGUCUCUCCAGAGGAUCCCUUGCGUCUGCUCUUACUGUGAAGAAAAUGUAGCAUUUUUACUCUGAUCUUAGACCAGCUGCAACUAUCUCAACACUGCUCUUAUUCUUCAUAAGAACCCAUGCAGGAACUGAUUUCAGCUCAGCCACAGUGGCUGUAUUACCAAAACAUUCUCUCUUGCUCCCCUAAGUGGCAUAUUCCCCAGGUGAGAGCUUGCUAAAGUGAGUGUAUGUGUAAGAGUCUUGAGGCAGAUUGUGCUGACCUCCCAGCAACCUCACACUUCCACUUAUGACCUGCAGGUGCCCCUCAUAUAAAGGGCAAGCAAUCACAGACAAAUGUGAGAGGGUUUCAUACCUCAAAUGAAUAAAAAAAAUUAGAAAUGGAUAUUCUCAAUUUGUGGAAACUGGAUAUGGCUUUUCAGCACAAAGAAUAGAACAGUUAACUGCCAUUUUAUUAGAAAUUCUUCACUUUAUCUGCUUCUGUGAAAAACAUCCAAAGAGAGAGCACUGUGGUCAAUUUCAUUUUACUUUCAAAAUAAGUAUCACUCAACUGGCUCCCAACUUAUGAAGGACAAGAUGAAAGUGACCACAUCAUUGCUUACAUCUGCACCCAUAUGUAUUAAGCAUCUCUGAGAACAAGAGUCUUCUAAAUUAAAAAGUACAUAGGGAUGCUUACUCUGAGAUGUUUUACACAUAUACAAAAGUUUGAAUACCCCAGAUCACAUUACAUGUAUAGUCUAUUUUCUAAG